UAAUAAAACAUUCAAUCACCAGCUUUUGAUUAUUCCACAACAAAUCCAAAGUCCAUUUCCAUAAAUAAAAACAUUCACACAACUUUUUUGGAACGAAGUUCAGUUCAUACCAAACUAAUCUAGAGUGCACAUGUCCAAGUGAAAAAUAUCAACAGACGUGCGUAAUUAAAAAUGUUAUCUUUUGUGUACAUAAUAACAUUUUGUGCCUUAUUUGUGAAUCAAAGUGAAACAGCUCGAAUACUGGCAAUGUUUCCUGUAGCUUCUAUAAGUCACCAAGUUGUUUUCCGACCUUUAACUCAGGAGCUAGCCAGAAGAGGACAUGAUGUGACCGUUAUAACUCCAGAUCCAGCCUUUCCCAAAGGAAACGCACCAGCUAACCUAACAGAAAUUGAUGUUCACGAUAUAUCUUACGAAUUGUGGAAUAAUAUAUUUCUAGACACAAGAAAGGAUAAUAAAGGUGAUGUGAAUUUUGCUAUAAAGAAGAUAUAUGAAGCUAUAACAGCGAUAGUCGAUGCUCAGUUUCAAGAAGAAAGAGUGAGAAACAUUAUUGAUGAUAAAACCAAGCGAUUUGAUCUCAUACUAGUUGAAGCUAUGGUACGACCUACCUUAGUUUUAUCUCAUAUCUUUAAAACUCCACUGAUUCAAAUCAGUUCUUUUGGUGGUGUUAUAGAUACUUAUGAGAAUAUGGGAGCUUCUAUACACCCGUUUCUUUAUCCAGCACUUACUAGGCAGAGAAUGAAUAAUCUUACACUAUUGGAGAAAAUGAAGGAAUUGUAUAACUAUUAUCAGAUUAAAAAAAUAUACAAAAACAAUGAAGUCAAUGAGAAUAAAGUACUUAGAAAGAAUUUCGGAGAUCAAGUGCCAACGAUAGCUGAGUUGAAAAAUAAUGUUGAUAUGCUGUUCAUUAACAUAAAUCCUAUAUUUGAGAGUAUAAGACCAGUACCUCCAUCUGUAAUAUACAUGGGUGGUCUUCAUCAAAAGCCGAAUAAGGAUUUACCGGCCGAGCUUCAGUCAUAUUUGGACUCUUCCAAGAACGGGGUGAUUUACAUAAGCUUUGGUUCAAACGUCGAUCCUACUCUGCUACCGGCUGACAGGAUUGAAGUUCUAGUGAAGACACUAUCUCAGUUGCCUUACGAUAUUCUAUGGAAAUGGAACGGUGAUAUUCUGCCUGGACGCACGGAUAAUAUUAGGAUAGAAAAAUGGCUGCCUCAGCAAGACUUGCUUCGACACCCAAAAAUAAAGCUGUUUAUAACCCAGGCUGGUUUGCAGUCAACUGAUGAAGCAAUAUCAGGUGGAGUGCCUAUGAUAGCAUUCCCUAUGUUCGCUGAUCAACCGUUCAAUGCAGAGAGAUAUGAAUUCUUUAAGAUUGGAAUAAAGUUGAAUUUAGAUAAACUUACAGUAGAGCAGUUUACGGAUACCAUCAAAACUGUAAUUGAGGAUAAAAGCUACAAAAAUAAUGUGGAAAAACUACGCAGCGUGAUGCACGACCAGCCUCAGCCUCCUCUAGAGCGCGCCGUGUGGUGGACGGAGCACGUGCUGCGUCACGGCGGCGCGAGACAUCUGCGUGGACCUGCAGCCAACAUGUCGUGGGCAGAGUACCUCGAACUAGAAUUAGUGUUUACUUUACUAUUUGCAUUGUUAAUAAUUUUAUUAACUUUUGUUUUUAUUGUACGUGCAAUUGUUAAGUUUAUUGUUUCAACUAUUGUUUCUACUACUAAAGUUAAAAAUAAUUAA
Molecule: messenger RNA, 1734 nt
Organism: Spodoptera frugiperda (fall armyworm)
Lineage: Eukaryota; Metazoa; Arthropoda; Insecta; Lepidoptera; Noctuidae
Product: UDP-glucosyltransferase 2-like
Exons: 4
Coding region: 172-1734 (520 amino acids)
Molecular function (GO): UDP-glycosyltransferase activity
Source: RefSeq, a predicted model, not a curated record